UCAAUUAAACCGUUCUGUUCUCAUGGUAAAGAUGAUUCGUCGAUGUUUAGCAACACGCAAGGUGUUAUACCUCUCACUCUUUCAUCUAAAAGUGAGAAAGGAGACACAUCGAUAUCAAGGGUAAUUAUCUCACUCCCAACGGAGAUCAAGACGAUCACGUCAACAUACAAGACGACGAUGGAUACGAUGGAGACUGCUCUCACUUCACUCAUUGAACCACAGAGCCCAGAUAAUAUUGUUCAGUUGGACCAAAGUGAAAGCAAACUCAACAUGCCUGGUAAAACUUGGCCCCAAUCAGGAAAAGAGACACAUGUUCUCGGUUUUCCACCACCAGUAGUUAAUGUGGAAGCCUUAUCCCAGCGGGCUGAGAAUGGGUACCGUGGAUUGAAUGGGGAUAAUAGAAUCACAUACGAUACCAAUGAACCACGAGAUGACAUCGAUGGACCGACAUCAGAACGAGCAGUAUGGGGAAAGAAAGCAGACUUUCUACUCUCCGUCAUCGGUUUCACAGUCGACCUCGGAAACAUUUGGAGAUUUCCUUAUAUUUGUUACAAAAAUGGUGGAGGUGCUUUCUUAGUGCCAUACGCGUUGAUGGCUGUCUUUGGUGGAGUACCAUUCUUGUAUAUGGAGAUGGCUCUAGGGCAGUACCAAAGAACAGGAUGCAUUACAGUCUGGCGGAGAAUAUGCCCUAUCAUGGGAGGUAUCGGCUAUGCAAUCUGCAUCAUUAACUGCUAUGUGGGGUUCUUCUAUUCGACCAUCACUGCAUGGUCUGUCUAUUACCUCAUUGCGUCAUUCGCUACAACACUCCCAUGGACGAGCUGUGAUAAUGAUUGGAACACUGAGUUUUGUGCCAGUCCGUUUGCAGAGAAUUUCAGUAACACAAGCGUGACCCCUGCCACUGAGUUCUUUGAACGUAAAGUUAUUGGAUCUCAUCUCUCAACUGGUAUCGGUGAUCUUGGAGGAUUAAAGUGGGAGCUCGCUCUUUGUCUCCUCCUUCUAUUUGUCAUUGUUUACUUCAGUAUUUGGAAAGGCAUCAAGGCUUCAGGAAAGGUGGUUUGGGUGACAGCUACUCUACCAUAUUUCUGUCUCAUCGUUCUUCUCAUUCGAGGAGUGACACUAGAGGGCGCUUCAUCAGGCAUCAUCUACUAUCUCAAACCUAAAUGGCAUCUUCUACGAAAUGCUGGGGUAUGGGUUGAUGCAGCUGUCCAAGUGUUUUUCUCGCUUGGUCCGGGCUUCGGUGUUAUUCUUGCUUUCUCUAGUUAUAAUAAACUCCAUAACAACUGUUUCAAGGAUGCGCUGAUUACGAGUGGUAUCAACUGCUUUACCAGCUUCUUAGCUGGCUUCGCCAUAUUUUCUGUGCUGGGUUUCAUGUCUGUCCAACAGGGGCGAGAUAUUGAAGAAGUAACACCUGAUGGACCUGGGCUCAUCUACAUCGCUAUCCCUGAAGCUAUCAGUCAGUUACCAGGCUCAACCUGGUGGGCUGUCAUCUUCUUUGUUAUGAUCAUCUCACUAGGUCUAGAUAGCACUUUCGGUGGAUUGGAAUCGAUCAUUACAGCUUGGUGUGAUCGCAAUCCGAAGACGAUCGGUAAACAUCGGGAAAUUUUCGUUGCUUGCGUUGUGUGUUUUAUCUUCCUCGGCUCACUUACGACGGUUACUUACGGCGGUCAAUAUGUAUUUCAGUUAUUAGAGAGCUACGGCGCCUCAACCACUCUCCUCCUCGUCGUCGUUCUCGAAGCUAUUUCAAUCACAUGGUUCUACGGACUACAAAACUUUACUAGCGACAUUCGUACGAUGAUAGGCCGAACACCCAGCGUGUACUGGCAGCUAUGCUGGAGUAUUCUAAGUCCAGCCAUGCUACUCUUCGUAGUGGUGUUUGGCCUAUUCAUGCAUCGCCCUAUGGUAGGAUUCCAAGGGGAACCCUAUCCACAGUGGUCUAUUGGUGUAGGAUGGUGUCUCACUAUGUCUACUAUUGUCUGUGUUCCUGCAUUUGCUCUCUACAAGCUUCUCAUUACACCAGGAUCCCUUAAGGAGAGAUUUGUAGCUAUAACUUCUCCCCAGGAACAUCCCGAUCAUAAGACAUCGUAUGACAGCUCAUCAGUCGAUAGUGUGUGAUGAAUCUCUUUUCUUCCGUCAUGGACAAACAGCAUUGGACAUCUAACUCUGUUCCUGUUGUCCCAGUUGGCUGUUAUGCUCCCCAGGGAGUGGAGAUUGUGCACAUAGUGUGUGUGUGUGGGCAAGCACUGAAUCCAAUGACCGGGGUAAUGAUAAUCUGCAAAGCGCUCAGAGACAUCUCAAGCGCGA
Molecule: messenger RNA, 2301 nt
Organism: Strongylocentrotus purpuratus (purple sea urchin)
Lineage: Eukaryota; Metazoa; Echinodermata; Echinoidea; Camarodonta; Strongylocentrotidae
Product: sodium-dependent serotonin transporter
Exons: 12
Coding region: 43-2112 (689 amino acids)
Biological process (GO): serotonin uptake; sodium ion transmembrane transport
Cellular component (GO): membrane; neuron projection
Molecular function (GO): serotonin binding; serotonin:sodium:chloride symporter activity
Source: RefSeq, a predicted model, not a curated record